UUUCCCUGCUCGGACAUCUGCUGGCGGAGCUUCCAGUAGCCAGAGAGAGGAGAGAGCGCGUCCCGCCGCAGCUCCCGAAACUUCUCUCUGACUUCUCCACAGGCAGGCUGCUCGUUUUUUUAGGGGGGAUUCGAAUUGACUGAUUGAUGCGCUGCUGACUCUUUAGGGCCAAACAUGAAGCUCGGGCUGUCGCUGGCCUCGGCUGCCUUCCUGGCAGCGCUCUUCUCCUCCAUAGACGCUCAAGUGGAACCACCUUCAGACUUGAAAUUUAAAAUUCUAAAUGAAAACUCAGUGGAAAUGUCAUGGAGGAGACCCUCAUCAAGUAUAGAGGGCUUCAGAAUAUACGUAACCUCAGAUGCAGAUGAACCGACUCGAGACUUUACCCUUGAUGCAUACGCCACCACGACCUCGAUCACUGAUCUGACACCUGACCUGGACUAUUCAGUGUCCAUAAACUCCUUCUAUGGGACAGAAGAGAGCAUCCCAAUCUUUGGACAACUGACUAUUCAGUCCAGUAACACCAGUGAGCGAGUCAGGAGGCCACAGUCCGAUGCAAUCAAGUGCUCAGUCAGUGCAAUUGCAGAUCUGGUCUUUCUGGUGGACGGCUCAUGGAGCGUGGGCAGAGAAAACUUUAAACACAUCCGUAGUUUUAUUAGCGCCCUGGCUGGAGCCUUUGACAUUGGCGAGGACAAGACCAGAGUGGGCGUGGUUCAGUACAGCACUGACACCCGCACAGAGUUCCCCCUGACCCGCUACACCAGACGAGGAGACCUGCUCCAAGCCAUCAACUCACUGCCAUACAAAGGGGGGAACACAAUGACAGGUGACGCCAUAGAUUACCUGAUACAAAACAUCUUUACUGAGGCGGCUGGAUCCAGGAAAGCUUUUCCAAAGGUAGCCAUGAUCAUCACCGAUGGAAAGUCCCAGGACCCAGUGGAGGAGCAUGCUAGAAAGCUCAGGAACAUCGGAGUGGAAAUAUUUGUUCUAGGUAUCAAAGGAGCAGAUGAAGAUGAGCUGAGAGAAAUGGCUUCCAUGCCUCACAACAAGCACGUGUACAAUGUGCCCAACUUUGACCAGAUCCAAGAAGUACAGAGAAAGAUCAUCAAUGAAGUGUGCUCCGGUGUCGAUGACCAGCUAAGCUCACUUGUCAGCGGUGAAGAAUUGGUGGAGCCAGCCUCUAACCUGCAGGUCACAGAAAUUGCCUCAAAGUCAAUGAGGGUGACGUGGGACUCAUCACUCGGGGAAAUCACGGGCUACAAGCUCACCCUCAUUCCCAUGCUUCCUGGAAUGAAACGCCAGGAGCUGUACAUCGGACCUACACAAACAUCCAUCAACGUCCGUGACCUUUCCCCUGAGACCGAGUAUGAGAUCAGCCUGUAUGCCCUCAAAGGUCUGACCCCCAGCGAAUCAAUCAUGGCAAUGGAAAAGACCCAGCCUGUCAAAGUGUCAACCGAGUGCUCUCUGGGUGUGGAUGUGCAGGCCGAUGUGGUCCUCCUGGUCGACGGCUCCUACAGUAUUGGAUUACAAAACUUUGCAAAAGUCCGUGCCUUCUUGGAGGUUCUGGUCAAUUCCUUUGACAUUGGACCCAGCAAGGUCCAGAUCAGCUUGGUUCAGUACAGUCGUGACCCUCACACUGAGUUUGCUCUCAACACCCACCACGACAUCAGUGCCGUCGUCAAAGCCGUGCGCACCUUCCCCUACCGUGGUGGCUCCACUAAUACUGGCAAGGCCAUGACUUACGUCCGCGAGAAGAUCUUCAUCCAAAAUCGUGGCGCGAGACAGAACGUCCCUCGCGUCAUGGUCCUGAUCACCGAUGGAAAGUCAUCAGACUCGUUCAAGGAUGCGGCCACCAAGCUGAGGAAUACUGAUGUGGAGAUCUUUGCCGUUGGUGUGAAGGAUGCCGUCAGGACAGAGCUGGAGGCCAUUGCCAACGAGCCAUCGGAAACUCACGUCUACGAGGUGGAGGACUUUGACGCGUUUCAGAGGAUCUCCAAAGAACUGACUCAGUCCAUCUGUUUGAGGAUUGAACAGGAGCUGCUCAACAUCAAAAAGAGAAGUUUGCUUCCACCCAGAGACUUGAGUUUCUCAGAGAUUACCUCCCGAAGCUUCCGCACCACCUGGACGGCUGCCGCCGCCGAUGUCCUGUCUUAUCUUGUGCGUUUCCGCAAGGCUGAAGAUGUCACAGGAGACUACAUUUCUAUGGCAGUUCCCCAUGAUACCACCACAACUGUUCUGCCCAACCUUUUCCCCCUCACCACAUAUGAAGUCAAUGUAUUUGCACAGUAUGAAAAGGGAGACAGUUUCCCUUUAACUGGUGAAGAAACCACUCUGGAAGAACAAGGACCUGUACGGAAUCUACGAGUGACGGAGGAGACAACCAACAGUUUCAGGGUAUCAUGGCUAGCUGCUCCAGGUUCAGUGAUCAGGUACCGCCUGACCUACACUCCAGUGAGUGGAGCAGGAGAAGUACUGGAGGCUCAGACCACUGGACCAGAAACCACCAUAGUUCUCCAGGAGCUCUUCCCCAUCACCACCUACCGCGUGUCUGUAUCUCCUGAGUACGCUUCGGGUGUAGGAGGUGCAAUGCAGGUGGAUGGUACCACCAAGGAAGUCCGUGGCUCUCCUCGUAACCUUCGUGUCUUUGAUGAGACCAUAUCCACAAUGAAGCUGGCCUGGGAGGCUGCCCCGGGGAACGUUGUUCAGUACCGCAUCGCCUUCAAACCUGCUGACGGAGGCGAGAGGAAAGAGAUUUCCGUUAAGGGAGAUACCACCCAGGCUCUGCUGAAGAACCUCCGGCCUACCACUGAAUACGAACUGUUUGUUAGUGCUCGGUAUUCCUCCGGUCUGGGCGACCCUCUCCUGGGUACAGGAACCACAUUAGAAGAACUUGGCUCGCCCAGAGACUUAGUGACUAACGAUGUCACCGAUACCAGUUUCGGUGUGUCUUGGACCGCCGCCCCGGGGAACGUUCGCCAGUACCGGAUCAGGUGGAAGUCUCUGUUCAGCGACGAGACCGGCGAGAAGUCCAUCCCAGGAGACACCACCGCCACGGUUCUGGACGGUCUCACCCCGGAGACACGCUAUCAGGUGUCCGUGUAUGCCGGCUACGGUCACGGAGAAGGCCAGCCGCUGGUUGGAGAGGAAACCACGGAUAUUUCAGCCGCUGGCAGAGCGAUUGUUGUCUCAGAGGAGACGGAGAAGAGCAUGAGGGUGACCUGGAAGCCAGCUCCUGGAAACGUGCUCAACUACCGCGUCACCUACAAACCCAAGGCGGGAGGGCGCCAGCUCGCAGCCAAAGUGCCCGGCGGCAAUACCACCACGGUGCUGCGACGGCUUACUGCCCUCACCACCUACGAGGUCACCGUCCUGCCCGUCUACCGUACCGGAGAAGGCAAAACAAGGCAGGGAGAAGGAACAACAUUGUCUCCUUACAAGGGUCCAAGAAAUCUUCAGACGUCAGAGCCGACCAGGACCAGCUUCCGUGUCACCUGGGACCCUGCUCCCGGCGACGUCAAGGGCUACAAAGUCACUUUCCACCCCGUUGGGGAGGAUAUCGACCUGGGACAGCUUGUGGUUGGUCCCUAUGACAACACUGUGGUGCUGGAGGAGCUCAGAGCUGCUACCAAAUACAUGGUGAAUGUCUUUGGUAUGUUUGAUGGGGGAGAGAGUAUGCCACUGGCUGGAGAGGAGUACACCACUUACUCCGAUGCACCUGAUCCAUCUUUUCCUCUUGAGCCAAAUGUGAUGUGUAAGAGCAAUGCACAGGCUGACAUCGUGCUGUUGGUGGACGGCUCCUGGAGUAUCGGACGCCUGAACUUCAAGACCAUCCGUGCUUUCAUUGCCCGUAUGGUGGGAGUCUUCGACAUCGGGCCUGACCGCGUCCAGAUCGGUCUUGCUCAGUACAGUGGAGACCCAAAGACUGAAUGGCAUUUGAAUGCGCAUCAAACCCGGGAGUCUCUGUUGGACGCCGUCGCUGGCCUGCCUUACAAAGGAGGAAACACCAUGACCGGUCUGGCUCUGAACUACCUCCUCCAGAACAACUUCAAAGAGAACGUUGGGAUGCGACCCAAAGCUCGAAAGAUCGGCGUUUUGAUCACUGACGGAAAAUCCCAAGACGACGUCAUUGUCAACUCUCAGAACCUUCGUGAGGAGGGCAUUGAGCUCUACGCCAUCGGUGUGAAGAACGCCGAUGAGAACGAGUUGAGAUCCAUCGCCACGGACCCGGAUGAGAUUCAUAUGUACAACGUGGCUGAUUUCUCCUUCCUGUUGGACAUUGUGGACAGAGUCACUGACAACCUCUGUAACAGUGUCAAGGGACCAGGAGGCGCACCAGAUGCACCCACUGAUCUGGUGACUUCAGAAGUGACUCACCAGUCCUUCAGAGCCACCUGGACCGCCCCCGACGGACCGGUGGAAAAGUACCGCGUGGAGUACAUGACUGUGUCCGGACGCCCCAUGCAGGUGUUUGUGGAUGGGACUGAGACCACGGUGGUUUUGCAGAAGCUUAACCCCUUGACACAGUACCUGGUCAAUGUUUAUGCCGUGGUGGGAGAGGAGAGCAGCGAACCCCUAAAAGGACAGGAGACCACAUUGCCCCUGAGCGCUGUUCGGAGGAUGGACAUUUAUGAUGAGCAGAUUACCACGAUGCGCGUGAGGUGGGAGGAGGCUCCGGGAGCCACGGGCUACAUGCUGCUCUACAGCGCCAUCAAUGCCACCCAGCCGUCCGUCGAGCAGGAGAUGAGAGUCGGCGGAGAUACUACCGAAGUCCAGCUGAAGAAGCUCCUCCCCAACACGGCCUACACGCUCUCCCUCUUCGCCCUCCAUGGAGAAUCAGCCAGUGAACCCUUGACCAAGCAGGGAGUCACCUUGCCCAUGCCACCAGCGGGUGAGCUGAGGGUUCGAGACGUCACCCACAGCACCAUGUGGCUCUACUGGGACGCUGCUCCCGGUCUUGUUCAGAAGUACCUCAUCACCUACCAGCCUGAGGAUGGAGAGCCUAAAGAGCUGGAAGUUGGGGGAGAUGUGACCUCCAGACAACUGGACAACCUGAUCUCACAGACCGAGUACAGCUUAGCCGUCACGCCAAUCUAUGAAGAAGGAAAUGGGCAGCCGAUGCUGGGACAGGCCAUCACAGACGUGGUUCCAGCACCAAAGAACCUCCAGUUCUCUGAAGUGACCCAGACCAGCUUCAGGGCGACCUGGGAGCACGGAGCCCCCGACGUGGCUCUGUAUCGCAUUGGCUGGACUAAGAAGGGAGAGGGCAACUUCCAAUAUGCUAUCCUGAACAAUGACGAGACGACCCACGUCCUGGAGAGCCUGGAGCCUGACACGCCCUACGACGUGUCUGUCACAGCCAUCUACCCCGAUGAGUCGGAGAGCGAGGACCUUCUGGGCACCGAGAGGACAUUGGCCGCUGGUGGUGGUAGUAGACCAUCACCCCUGGCUCCCCCCACCGGAUUAGUCGUUUACAACGAAACGACCACCACUCUGAACGCCAGGUGGACUCCCGCUCCGGGCCGCGUCCAAAACUACAGGAUCACUUAUGUGCCCACAGCAGGAGGCAGGAGCCAGACCACUCAGGUUGGAGGAAAGAAGAACACCGUCCUCCUGCCGAAGCUGACCCCUGACACCGAGUACUCCAUCAGCGUGGUUGCAGUUUACGCCAGAGGAGUUAGCAAAGAUCUGACUGGCCCUGGAAAAACCAAGCCUUUGGGAGGCGUCAGGAACCUGAGGGUCACAGACCCCACAACCAGCACCCUGAACGUGCUGUGGGAACCUGCAGAGGGAAACGUGCGUCAGUACAAGGUGUACUACGUCCCUGCAGCCGGAGGAGAAGAAGAGAUGGUGCAGGUUCCAGGCAGCACCUACAACACGGUGCUGAAGAACCUGCAGUCCGACACCGUCUACACGGCUACCGUGGUUCCCGUUUAUUCUGCCGGAGAGGGACAGCGCAUGUCUGAGAACGGCAAAACACUGGAGCGCAGCCCCGUCAGGAACAUCCAGGUCUUCAACCCCACCACCAACACCCUGAACGUGCGCUGGGAAGCCGCCACGGGCCCGGUGCUGCAGUACCGGGUCGUCUACUCUCCUCUGACCGGAGCCCGGCCCGCCGAGUCGAUUUUGGUACCGGGAACCACCACCACCGCCCUGCUGCAGCAGCUGCUCCCAAACACCGACUACAAUGUGGGAGUUGUUGCUCUUUAUAGCGACGGUGAAGGCCCCGCCAUAAGUGAUGACGGAAAGACACUGCCCCGCAGUGGCCCGAGGAACAUGCGUGUGUACGACCCCACCACCACCACUCUCUCCGUGAGCUGGGAACACGCAGAAGGUCCCGUCAUGCAGUACCGCAUCACCUACGCCCAGACGACUGGCGACCCCAUCGAGGAAUACACGACAGUACCAGGCAACAGAAACAGCGUGGUCCUGCAGAACCUGGAUCCAGACACUCCUUACAACAUCAAAGUGACCGCCAUCUACCCGGACGGACCAGGGGGGCAGCUGGAGGGAGACGGACGCACAGUGGGUAUGCUCGGACCCAGAAACCUCCGUGUUUCUGACGAGUGGUACACCCGCUUCAAAGUGGCCUGGGACCCCGCGCCCUCCAGGGUCAAUGGAUACAAGCUCAUGUACCGACCUGAAGGCUCUGAUGAGUUCAUGGAGGUGGCCGUUGGAGAUGUGACCUCCUACCAGCUGCACAACCUCAAACCUGGAACCACCUAUGACCUGAAGGUCCUGGCUCAGUACAACACAGGCGUCAGCGCACCUCUGGACGGCCAGGGCACCACAUUGUACUUGAAUGUGACAGACCUGACGACCUACAAUGUUGGCUACGAGUCCUUCUGCAUCCGAUGGGCCCCUCACAGAGCAGCCACCUCCUACAGACUCAAAGCCAAUCCCUUUGACACCUCAAAGAGCGGAGCUCAGGAGAUCACCGUCAGAGGAUCUGAGAGCAGCUACUGCUUUGACGGUUUGAGUCCAGACACUCUUUACAACGCCACAGUGUUCACCCAGACGCCCAACCUGGAGGGACCCGGAGUCAGUGUCAAGGAGAGGACAUUGGUCAAGCCCACCGAGGUGCCAACCGAACCCCCCACCCCUCCUCCUCCUGCAACAGUCCCCCCUGCACUGGACGUGUGCAAAGGGGCCAAAGCAGACCUGGUCUUCCUCAUUGACGGCUCCUGGAGUAUCGGGGAUGAGAGCUUCAAUAAAGUCAUUCAGUUUGUGACCAGCAUGACGGCGGCCUUCGACGUCAUCAGCCCGAGCGGCAUGCAGGUUUCAUUCGUGCAGUACAGCGAUGACGCCAAGACCGAGUUCAAACUGAACACCUACCACGACAAAGGCAUCGUGCUCUCAGCCCUGCAGACGGUCCGCUACAGAGGAGGCAACACCAAGACAGGCAUCGCUCUGAAGCACGUCUACGAGAAAGUGUUCACCUCCGACAGCGGGAUGAGGAGGAACGUCCCCAAAGUGCUGGUGGUUGUGACAGACGGACGAUCCCAGGACGAAGUCAAGAAGAGCGCCGAAAAGCUGCAGCAUUCUGGCUACAGUGUGUUUGUUGUUGGAGUGGCUGAUGUGGACAUGGCAGAGCUGAGGAACAUCGGCAGCAAGCCCAGCGAGAGACAUGUGUUCGUGGUCGACGACUACGACGCCUUCGCCAAGAUCCAGGACAACCUCAUCACCUUCAUCUGUGAAACGGCCACUUCGACCUGUCCUCUGAUCUACAUCAAUGGAUUCACCACGCCUGGCUUCAGGAUGUUGGAGGCUUUCAACAUCACGGACCGAACGUUUGCCGGCAUGAACGGCAUCUCGAUGGAGCCGGGCUCCUUCAACAGCUACAUCGCCUACAGGCUGCACAAGGACUCCUUCCUCAACCAGCCCACCAAGGAGAUCCAUCCCGAGGGUCUUCCCCCAGCUUACACCAUCAUCCUGCUCUUCCGCCUCCUCCCCGACACGCCCUCCGAGCCUUUUGAUAUCUGGCAGAUUUCAGACAAAAACAACAACCCCGAGGUUGGGCUCACGGUUAACCCUUCCAGCAAAACAAUCACGUUCUACAACAAGGACACCCGAGGAGAAAUCCAAAGAGCCACUUUUAACGAGGAGGCUGUGAAGCGGGUUUUCCAUGGGAGCUUCCACAAGCUUCACAUCACCAUCUCUCCGGAAAAAGUCAAGCUCAACGUGGACUGCCAAGAGGUGGCAGAGAAGCCCAUCAAGGAGGCCAACAACAUCACUCUGGACGGCUACGAAGUGCUUGGCAAGAUGGUCAAGUCUGGAGGCGGAAAGAGGCAGUCGGCUACGUUCCAGCUCCAGAUGUUCGAUAUUGUCUGUAGCUUGAGUUGGAUCAGCCGAGACAGAUGCUGCGACUUGCCUGCUACAAGAGACGAGGCCAAGUGUCCCUCGCUUCCCCACUCGUGCACAUGCACACAGGACAGCAUUGGCCCCCAGGGGCCCCCUGGACAUCAGGGCAGCCCAGGUUCUAAAGGCCCAAGAGGAGAUAGAGGAGACCCUGGCAGCGCUGGUGCGAUGGGUCCACGCGGUGAGCCGGGACUUCCAGGCGCCAUGGGACCGCCGGGUCCACAAGGCCCCAACGGACUGUCUCUGCCCGGAGAGCCUGGUCGCCCGGGACCAAAGGGAGAUCCUGGAGACCCCGGCCUGGCCGGCGUGCCGGGUUCUCCAGGGCCACGCGGUCCUCUGGGCCCCGUUGGACCAAGCGGAGCACGGGGGCCACCAGGAAAGGAGGGACCAUCUGGACCCAGAGGCCCGCCGGGGCCCAUGGGAAGCCCUGGAAAUCCAGGUGUACCAGGAAUUACUGGAAAACCAGGCAAACCGGGCGAUACAGGAAACCCAGGACCUGCUGGAAUUAAAGGAGAGAAGGGAGAAAGGGGAGACUUUGCGUCCCAGAACAUGAUGCGCUCCAUCGCCAGACAAGUCUGUGAGCAGCUGGUCAACAGCCAGAUGAGCAGAAUCGACAUGCUCCUCAACCAGAUUCCCUCCGGAUAUCGCAGCAACUCUCCGGGGCCGCCCGGCCCCCCCGGACCCCCUGGCAACCAGGGCUCCCGCGGAGAGCCCGGGCAGUCCGGUCGAACCGGUUUCCCUGGAAACCCAGGUCUACCUGGAAGUCCGGGAGAAAGAGGUUUGCCGGGAGAGAAGGGAGAGCGAGGCCCUGCAGGGACCGGCCUCCGAGGACAAAGAGGAACCACGGGGCCACCAGGACCACCGGGAGAAUCGCGAACAGGACCCCCGGGUCCCUCUGGCUCCGCCGGGCCUCGCGGCCCUCCGGGCCGUCAGGGUACUCCCGGGGUGAGGGGACCACCCGGACCCCCUGGAUACUGCGACUCCUCUCAGUGUGUUGGUAUUCCUUACAACGGACAAGGAUACACAGCCAACCGCUACCAGCCCGACCCGGCGGUCGCGUCUAUACCCGUGGAGCCGGCCGGAGAGUUUGAGACAGUACAGUCACGAGACCAGCGAGGAAAGCGAUCGCUACCACGAGACAAAACAGAAAGAUUAGCGUCGUAGCCGCAAGUGAGGAGCUAAAGACCGAGCGCUAUCGAAUCAGCUUCCGACUAAAACCUAGUACUCAGCGAUACGAGCCCUCAUGUUACCAACCUGUGUGCUUGCUAAGUGUUUCCUUUAAGUGUCUGCUUGUAAUAUAACUGCAGUUGUUUAUCGGACUCCCACCUGUAAUGCACUAACCGAGUGAAAACCAAAGACCUUUCAGUGUGUAUGUUUCCGAACUCUUCCUGGCUGCCCGUGUUGUUUUGGUCACAUGUCAGUAUGUAAAGCUGUUUCAGAUACUCCAUUGGUAGUUUAAAAAAAAAGAAAAGAAAGAAAAGUCUUUUUUAUUCCCAAAAGAUUUGUGUACGUUUUGUAUGGCCUGUAAACCAAAUAAUAACUAAACGCAUUUUGUUUUGUUACCAAAGGUGGAAUUGCAUGAUUGUGUUGUAUAUUUAGAGAGGAUUUCUAAGUCAGAAUAUAGUUGUUGUUCUCUGUCGAUGCAGUUUGGAUUUGGUGGCAAGACUAUUGACAUAGGAUUGCUUUUCUCAUGUUUUUAACUGCACAUUUUGUGAAUUCCACACAGCCUUAUUUUCUUAUUUAUUUCUGAAACAGAAGAGGCAUUUUUCAAUAAAACUACUGAAAAUGUAG
Molecule: messenger RNA, 10143 nt
Organism: Salarias fasciatus (jewelled blenny)
Lineage: Eukaryota; Metazoa; Chordata; Actinopteri; Blenniiformes; Blenniidae
Gene: col12a1a
Product: collagen, type XII, alpha 1a
Exons: 66
Coding region: 175-9516 (3113 amino acids)
Biological process (GO): heart development; cell-matrix adhesion; cell-substrate junction assembly
Molecular function (GO): proteoglycan binding; integrin binding; extracellular matrix structural constituent
Source: RefSeq, a predicted model, not a curated record